UUUGGAAGAAAUUUUGAUGAAAUUCUGCUAUAUAAGGGCUAAAUUGCCAAAAUAAUAUUAACAGUUUGACGUAGCUCAUUUACUAGUGAAUAUGAAAUUCUUUACGGUAUUAUUCCUCAUCGCUUUCGCCUUGGUCCUUGUUGAUGGCCAACGACGUGGACGUGGUGGACCUGGAGGAUUCCGUGGACUUCGUGGACUAGGCGGACGUGGCGGAUUUGGCGGUCCACAACUAGGAGGACGUGGUGGUCCUGGCGGUCGUGGCGGUUGUGGUGGACCACGUAAUUCCACUACUGUUGCAGCGAAUUCAACAACUACUACGACCACACUGGCUCCAUAAAUUAAUCAUUAGUAGCUUCAGUUAUUAUAAACAAAUAAUCUGAAUUUCUAAUAAAUAAAAAGAAUUGCAUUAAA
Bactrocera dorsalis (oriental fruit fly) is the source of this 411-nucleotide messenger RNA. RefSeq names its product probable H/ACA ribonucleoprotein complex subunit 1-like protein. Lineage: Eukaryota; Metazoa; Arthropoda; Insecta; Diptera; Tephritidae. The record is from RefSeq and is a predicted model, not a curated record. The coding region runs from base 92 to 337 and encodes 81 amino acids. The transcript has 2 exons.